Messenger RNA from Cryptococcus wingfieldii CBS 7118, 1608 nucleotides. RefSeq lists its product as hypothetical. The transcript has 9 exons. The record is from RefSeq and is a predicted model, not a curated record. NCBI's taxonomy places the organism in Eukaryota, Fungi, Basidiomycota, Tremellomycetes, Tremellales, Cryptococcaceae. Gene Ontology annotation, molecular function: monooxygenase activity; iron ion binding; heme binding. Bases 1 to 1608 code for a protein of 535 amino acids.
AUGGGACUCAUGGACAACACAUCUAUCGACCCGUCUGCUCUAGUCAGCCAGCUCAUCACCAGUAUCAGCUGGUCUUCGUUCGCACAAGCUUCCUUGGCCCUUCUCCUCGGUUUCUACCUGUACUCAUACUGGAGAUACCGUUCCUUCUCUCUCCACAAACUCCCUGGCCCACCCGCCGACAGAUACUUCCUCGGCAUCCUCCCCUCCCUUUUGGGCUCUCAAUCCGAAGCUCCCCAGACCGCCUGGCACGCCAAAUACGGCCCCACCCUCCAAACACCCUUUCUCCCCUUCCCCUUCUAUUCCUCAUUCCAGACUACCGACCCCACCGCGCUCAACUACAUCGUAUCCCAUCCCGACUUCUUUCCGAAGCCAGAGUAUAUCCGGACAGAGAUCGCUUCGGUGGGAGGGGUAGGACUUGUGGUGGCUGAGGGGGAUCAGCAUAGGAAACAGAGAAAGGUUCUGAAUGGGUGUUUUACGCCGGCAGCUAUUGCGGGGAUGAUUGUCGAAGGUAUCUCUGAUGAAACUCCCAGCCUGACGCCCCCUCAGCCCAUGGACCAAGUUGCCGAAGGGCGCAAAGUCGAUGUGAUGCGUUAUAUUAUCCAAGCCACCUUCGACAUCAUAGGCCUCACUGGUUUCGGCUAUCAGUUCAACCAGCUGCAGCAGAAAGGAGUGGAGGAUGAGCUUUCAAAAGCCUAUGGUAAUCUCUACACAGCGUCGAUAGAAUUUCCCACAGUCCGGGUGAUACCCACCAAGAGAAUGAAGGUGGCUGCAACAGCUUACGGGACGGCUGCGCGAUUCGGUAUGAGAAUGAUCAAAGACAAAAAAGCUGCAGCCAAAAUCGAAGGUGUAGGCAAGAAAGACGGAGGGACCGACCUCAUUUCCAUCCUUGCCCUCCCACCAGAGCAAAGGCUCAGUGACCUAGAGGUCGUCGACCAAAUCACCACUUUUAUGGUGGCUGCUAAUGACACCACUGCUCUAGUCUUGACUUGGUGUCUAUACUACAUGGCUCGUUUCCCGGCUAUACAAGAGCGUCUUAGGACCGAACUCUCUUCUGUCCAUGACGAACGCCCCAGCUUAGAGACACUCAACUCGUCGCCCUAUCUGGACGCAUUCGUCCGUGAAGUGAUCCGGCUCUCGCCCUCCGUACCCAGCUCUACCAGAUCCGCCAAGAAAAAUGCCGUCAUCCCCCUCCGACAUCCUGUAGUGGGGAGAGAUGGUAAAAUGAUGAACCGUGUUGAGAUACCCAAAGGCACUGAUAUUUACAUUUCUAUCAUCGCAAUCAACACCUCUCCUCUGUACUACGGCCCCGACGCCGCAGAGUUCAACCCCGACCGCUUCCUCGGCCCCCAAGCAGAAAACGACAUCCCAGGCGUCUGGGGCGGCAGCAUGUCCUUUUUCGCUGGUCCUCGAUCUUGUAUCGGCUACCGCUUCGCCCUCGCAGAGCUUAAGACUAUCCUCUUUGUUCUGAUCAACGGUUUCGAGUUUGCAGAGCUGCCCAGCAAGCCGGUGAUGGAGAGGAGGUCGGCGACGAUCAUGAGGGCGAGGGUGGUGGGUGAGGAGUCGCUUGGGCCGCAGAUGCCAUUGUUGGUGAAAGCGUUGGCUUUUUGA